AGAUAAUUCAACCCGAAAAGGCCUACAAUCAAAAUUUGAAUUAGCAAAAAUUUGAAUUUUAAAAAAAUUAACCGCGAAAAAAUUUGAAAACGAAAAAUGGCGCUAGAAACGAGCGAUUUGACCAGUUUGAGCUGGUUGCACAAUCUCAACAUUAUGGACAAUCUGUCGUCGAUGAGCGGGACGGCGCCGCCGACGCCACCCGCAUCGCCGCUGCCCGAUCACCUGCUGGGAAUGAUGGGCUGCAUGACGGCCUCAUCUUAUUCCAGCAGCAGCCGGGCAGCCUCGCUCACCAGCUCAACAUCUCACCCUGGGAGGGAUAACAACAACAGCGGGCAGCGCUACGGUUCGUCCGGCAACAACAAACGUCCGUCGUCUUCGACGUCGUCAACAUCGUCGACCUCUUCGUCCUCGUCCGUUUCAUCGGCCGUCGUCAAGGAGGAAGAGAUCGACUACAAGACGGUGGGCGACGUCAAGCCGCCGUACUCGUACGCGUCGCUCAUUUGCAUGGCCAUGAAGAGCAACAAGCACAAGAUGACGCUCUCCUCCAUCUACAAAUGGAUCAAGGAGAACUUUCUCUACUACCGCAACGCCGAUCCCAGUUGGCAGAAUUCCAUCCGGCACAAUUUGUCGCUCAACAAAUGUUUCAUCAAAAUCCCGCGCUCCAAAGACGAGCCGGGCAAGGGCGGAUUCUGGCGGCUCGAUCCGGCCUUCGAGAGUAAAUUAGACGACAAUUCGCUCAAGAAGAAGCGGCUGGGAUUGGGCAUGAACAAGAAGAGCGGAUCCAGGAGCGGGCGGAUGGCCGCCGGAAGCGCCGGAAGCGCUAGCCGGAAUAAAGUUAAAACCAAUAAAAGUUGCGACCGCCAACUGGAAGAGGCCUGCAUGUCCAUUAUCGACGAAAUGUCAAUGGCGUCGGUGGCCAUCUUGCCACCGAUGGAUGGGCCGUUCGCUCUGGCCGGCGACUGUACUGCUCCUGCUGGUCCGAUCGACUUGUUCAAUAACGCCACCUGGGGCGGAUUCCGCGAUUCGGAUCUUUUCUUCGACCAGCUCUCGGUGCCCGGCUCUGCCGAUCCCACCGUCACCUAUUGCAACAACACGGCCGGCGGAAGUAACAGCAACAGCGGAGGAAUUGAAUUCAGCCCGGUGUCGAUGCCGGCCUCGACCGACAUUGACGACGUCGAGGAACUUUUCGGCUGCUGCACCGAAGAGAAUGGCAGUGACGAUUGCUCCUGUUCGGACCUCCUGAUGACGGACGCCAACGCUUCGCUGGACCUGACCAUCUACGGCCAGCAGGGCCAGCAAGGCCAGCAAUCAUCCGCCGACGGAUGGAUUAAAUACGUCGAUUUCCCAGCGUCGGAAACGUCCGUUGACGAGCCUUACUCUUACAGCGACCUGAUCCUGGGCCUCAACCUUCACCAGCAGCAGCAGUCGCUGAUGGCCGAUAAUACCAACAACAGCGGAGGAGUCCAGUGUCACUUGUUCAACACCUCCGUCUCUCACUGGGAAAGCGAACUAGUCAUGGCCAGCAGCAGCGCCAAUAAUAAUCAUCGAGUGUUAUCCAUCCUGGAACCGGGAUUGGACUUUGAGGGGCUCAUCGAUCUCGACAAUUUGUAAAGAUUUGAAUAUAGUCUGUUUGAAAUGUGUGUGUGUAAUAGGCCCUGAUUCAUUGUACUAAUUCAUUUUGCUGAUGUAAUGACGUCGUUCGUCUGCUGAUGUUGCUGUGAUCCAUCCAGCACGAGAAACACACACACACACGCACAAUGUCAAUCCCAUCACUUUCACCCCACUUAAUUAUUGCUAUUCUCGUCACAGCUGCAGCACGUUCUAAUUAAUCAACGAAAAAAUACGAAAUCGAUAUAUUUGAUCUUGUUGUGUCUCUAAUAAUAUUAUGUGUGAGCGCCCGAUAUCCUUGAUCCGUCCAAAUGCCUAAUGAUUUGCAGCCGCUGGUCGUGCAUAUUCGAUUAUACAUAGACAGGCUCGCAAUUCAGAGGGUGGAAAAGAAAUUUUCAACUUUUGAUCGUCAAUUUGUAUAAUUCAACAUUGUUGUAUCAUAGAAUAAUCAUCCUAUUUUGUGAUGGUGAGAGUGUUUAGACGCCUUUCGACUGCGUUUUAUUCUACGUCACAAAUUUGUUGUCUUUUGAUUUCAUUAGAUUCUAGUCUAUUUAAAAAAUAAGAAAAUACUAAUCAAUUCUUUUAAAUCAAUUUGCGUGUCAACUCCUGAUGAACCGAUGCUCUUUCUACAUUGACAAAAAACCGCCAAUUAUAAAUGAAUUAGAAAUUGAAAUUCGUGGGCGGAUUGAAAAUUUCCUUCCUGGCCACAAAAGUAAAAAAAUUUAAAAAAAAAAUAAAAAAAAAAAAUUAAUUAAAUUAUUACGUUGUGUCUUUUGAAUUAAAAUGUCUUUGGCUGACCCCCAAACAGUGUUUGGGUGAUGCAGCGAAAAAUCUAUUUUGUCUAUGUACAUAAAUUAAAUUCCCCCCUAAAAAAAAUCAAAUUUUCAUAAUAAUCCAGUCAACUUGUGUAACUCUCCUAUAUUUUGAUCGCCAUAAUAACAUCAACAACAACACAUCAACUCUAUAAAUAUAAAUAGUCAAAUAGAUAUCUCUCUAGUCGGUAUACUAUUAUUAUAUUCUGAUUGUACUUUGAAGAUGAUGAUUAAUUAAAGUGGAAAGACAAUAAUUCUACAGCGCCGCAUUCAAAUAACAUUUCAAUUCGUGUCUGUGUCUAUGAUAAAAAAAUUUGAUGGCUGUGCCCCCAAUUCUUUUUUUAUCAGAACCCCACGUCGAACAAAAAUAACUAUACCGUAUAGUGCUGUUUGUUGUGUAAACGUGUUUGUUACAUUGAAUUGCCAAAAAUAAUAAUUAAAUGAAGAAUAAUGUGAAUGGGAAAU
Molecule: messenger RNA, 2885 nt
Organism: Daphnia pulicaria
Lineage: Eukaryota; Metazoa; Arthropoda; Branchiopoda; Diplostraca; Daphniidae
Exons: 2
Coding region: 97-1611 (504 amino acids)
Biological process (GO): regulation of transcription by RNA polymerase II
Molecular function (GO): DNA-binding transcription factor activity, RNA polymerase II-specific; RNA polymerase II cis-regulatory region sequence-specific DNA binding
Source: RefSeq, a predicted model, not a curated record